AUGGUCGAUCAUCCGGAAUUGUUUUUGUUAGCGCCGCAACAACACCGACGGAGUGAUAAUACCACCACCGAGGCACGUGAAGUCGAGGAAAACGGCAAAUGGCGCGGCAUUCCAUAUAAUGACCCCGAUUUAACCCACCUCUUCAAGGCCUCGGGUUCCCAAAUCUUCUGGGCAUACAACUGGGACAGCAUUUCGAACGGCGCGGAGACCUUCUGGGAGUUCGUUCCGAUGCUCUGGAGUGACACUUCCGAUCACACUAGCCGUUGGUUCGACAACGUCGAUAAGGCUGUUAAAGCGGGUACAUGGCAUGUGUUGUCUUUUAACGAGCCGGAUGGUUGCGCCAACGGAGGAUCAUGUAUGCAAGACAUUGGGCGCGCUGUCUAUGCAUAUCGUCAGUAUAUCCAUCCUCUCUACGCGAAGUAUGACGGAAAUGUCCGGCUGAGCGCUCCGGCUGUUACCAAUGGCGCUCCUCCUAUGGGCCUUGACUACUUACGACGCUUCCUAUCUGCUUGCAAUGAUUGCCGCAUUGACUGGGUAGUCAUUCACUGGUAUGGAGCCGCGGACAAUUCCGGCGACUUCAAGAAACAUGCUCAGGAGGCCUACGAGGCCGGUGGUAAGCGUCCAAUCUGGAUCACUGAGUUCGGCGCCUAUGGCUCUGAGGACCAAAUUAUUGGCUUUUUGAACGAUGUCCUCCCAUGGCUGGACCACCCUGACCAGAAGUAUAUCUACCGAUAUGCGUACCAGUGGGCCGCUCCCGGUUCCCUUGUCAAUGGCGUUGGAGAUGGCCUGAGUGCAAUUGGACAGCUCUACGCUUUCCAUUGA
Molecule: messenger RNA, 822 nt
Organism: Lindgomyces ingoldianus
Lineage: Eukaryota; Fungi; Ascomycota; Dothideomycetes; Pleosporales; Lindgomycetaceae
Exons: 3
Coding region: 1-822 (273 amino acids)
Biological process (GO): fungal-type cell wall polysaccharide metabolic process
Cellular component (GO): fungal-type cell wall
Source: RefSeq, a predicted model, not a curated record